Messenger RNA from Rhagoletis pomonella (apple maggot), 4170 nucleotides. RefSeq names its product protein toll (gene Tl). Gene Ontology annotation, molecular function: protein binding; transmembrane signaling receptor activity. Bases 682 to 4110 code for a protein of 1142 amino acids. The record is from RefSeq and is a predicted model, not a curated record. The transcript is spliced from 5 exons. Gene Ontology annotation, cellular component: membrane. NCBI's taxonomy places the organism in Eukaryota, Metazoa, Arthropoda, Insecta, Diptera, Tephritidae. Gene Ontology annotation, biological process: toll-like receptor signaling pathway; immune response.
AGCUCAUUUUAUAGGCAUCAACAAACAAAAGCCAAUUAUUCAACUUAAAGGUUCGUACUAAAGCAUCACAAAUAACACCUGCGAUCUUUUAUACAAAAAAAAACAUGCAUUCAUAUCCACGUCAGCACAAGGUAAACCACUUCUCACCGCUGCUAAUGAAGUAGUCACAAACUUUUGAUUUAUCGAUUUCCUUAAUAUAAAAUUGAAAUCAACAACAUCAACCCGCGCUUCCCGAAGACUGCCUCUUAACUAUUAAGCUCUACCAGCUAAGGUAAAGUUUUAUAAUAUUCUUCGAUGCUUGCGUCCUUUGCAAAUCCGUGUAAUUGAAAGUGAAGCCACGUAGACCUGAUGAAAAAUCAAUUGGCAAUAAACACAGGAAAUAGGAAAUAAAGAAUUAAGUUCAGCAACUCGUUACAAAAAAAAAAUAAAAAGUAAAUUAAAAAGAAUAAUAAAACAAGAAAAACAGAGUAGCGAGAUAAAGUAAGAAAGUCAACAAGCUCAAGAUUAAACUGCCAAGAUUUAAGAUAAAUAAAACAAAGUAAACAAAAAAUAAAAAUAAAGUGGAAGCUCUAGACUGGAUUGUAAAGUGCAUAACUCAAAAAAAGCUGCAAUCAAGCGCCUAGCAGCCACAAAAUAGUGGCCAGUCUAACAAACAUUCCAGCAAACAGCUUCGUGACCAGCAUGCGCCAUCACACGCCACCUGCCAGCGGGUGUUGGCUGCUGCCCCCACAGCGCCGCUUCACAACUACCACCAACAUCACCACCGCUAAUUGCAGACUUCCCCGUCCCACAUUCGCAAUCGCGCUCGCUGUGUUCAUCAUUGCUUGCCAACUGCCGGCGUCCACUUUGGCCGUCUUCUCACAAAAAGACUGUCGUGAUCUCGGCGCCAACUCGCAUUGCCAAUGCUCAACGAUGCCCUCACGCUUCGAGAUUCAAUGCCCGCCCAUGGAUUUUAAUCAGAAAUUCACUUUACAAAUCAGUCCCGGCGAGCAUGUGCAAAUCGAAUGCGAUCGUGUGGAUGCGCGCGAAUACAGCCUACUGCCGCGCAUGUCGAUUGGCGUUAGUAAAAUCGUACAGAUCCGUCACUGCCCGCUGCCGGGACAUACGCCUAUCGCGCGCCUCUUCGAACACUUGGGCAUAACAAAGGUGAAUUAUUUGAUGUUCGAAAGUGGCGAAUUGGGCGCCAAUCUGACGCGUCACCAUCUCAGCGAUUUGGAGAAUUUGGCGCACCUACGCUUCAGCUCGAACAGUUUGACGCACAUGCCGGAAGAUUUGUUUGCCGAUUUACGCAAUUUGAAUUGGUUGGACUUGCGUUCGAAUAAUGUAAACUUAACGGAAAAACUAUUUGAGCCACUAAAAAGUUUGACAUUCCUCGAACUUGGACACAAUAAUUUGAAAACAUUACCAAAGGGUAUUUUUAAGAACCAGCAAAAACUGUUGCAUCUCAAUUUGUGGGGUAACCAGUUGCGUAAUCUCACCAAAGACGUAUUCGAGGAUGCCACUGCAUUGACCGACAUAGACUUGAGUGCCAAUAAUAUUGAAACCUUUGCACCAGACGUCUUUCAGCCACUAACCAAUCUAAGCAGCAUCUACAUUAAUGCCAAUCAUAUACGCGACUUGCCUUAUGGACUCUUCGCCAACAAUAAAAAUCUCACUGAAUUCCGCUUGAUCAACAAUCGUGUGGCACUCAUCUCGCUGCCGUCUGGACUCUUUGCCAACUUGCCGCAUUUGAAGGAUGUGCGUUUGACUUGCGAGCUCGAGGCAGUGCCCGAGGAUCUGUUUAAAAACUCAACAAAACUGACAAAUUUGACUAUGAAGGAAAAUAUGUUGACUACCUUGCCAGCUAAGCUGCUAUUCGACCAACCGGAGCUGUACGAUUUGGACCUGACGCAUAAUCGGCUACAAACGCUGCCAGAUGGCUUGUUCCAGAACACAAGAAACUUGGUGGAACUCAGACUGUCGCACAAUCAGCUCACAGAAAUUUCAAGCGAACUUUUCAAUCCACUGGUGCGUCUGGAAAUCUUACACGUAGACAACAACAACCUCUUUACAAUCAAUAUCAAUGCCUUCCACGACACGGCCAACUUGAAAUUCUUAAAUCUGGAAAACAACAAAAUCGAUCUCACCGAAGCGCAUGCCGCCAUGCUCGAACCCAGCCAGCAUUCGAAUUCUGAUUUCGAUGCAAGCUCACCAUUCCAAUUCCUCUACCAGCUUGAAGAGCUGAACUUGCGCAACAACUCCAUCAUGUACAUCUUCAAUGACUGGAAGACCCAACUACUCGAACUGCAAAAGCUCGAUCUCAGCUACAACAACAUCACCAUCUUCCACGACCAAGACCUGCAGUUCCUCAGCAGGCAUAGCGUCGAGGUAAAUCUCACGCACAAUCUCAUACACGAAAUCAACUUCAACACAAUCAAAAUCAUGGACGCGCCUUUCGCCGAUCGCGUAGUGCACAUAGACCUCAACAAUAACCCGCUCCACUGCGACUGCCUAAUGCUACCCUUCUUGCAGUUCGUUUUCGGCGAAUUCAAAGAUAAAUUCGAGUACAAAAUCGAUCUGACAACAUCCAAUUUGCAAUGUGCUGGUCCGCCAGCGUUGAAGGAUAAGCAUAUGCACGAACUCAGCUACAUGGAACUGGUGUGUCCACUGGACGACAGCGCCUCCAGCGUAAAGCGUUGUCCUCGCGGCUGCGAAUGCUGGGUGCGUCCGCACGAUCUUAUGCUCUUGCUGAACUGCUCCAAUGGUAAUAUGACACGUUUGCCAACACUGCCGCACGAGCCGCUACUCAAGGGCAUUGAGUUGUUUGUAGAGAACAAUAAUAUUGCCAGGCUACCUUUGGCCACCACCAGCGGUUAUGCGGAUGUGAAGCGAAUUCAUGCCGCCGGCAACCAACUACGCCAGAUCGAUGUCAACAACUUGCCCGUGGGUCUGCAGUACUUGGACGUGCGUCACAACAUGUUACAGCGGCUUAACAUAAGCGUGCUGAAUUUCCUGAACAGCAGCAGCGCGAUCGAGGGCCUACUACUAUCACACAACGCGUGGGUUUGCGACUGCGAAGCGAAGCCGCUGCUUGAGUUCACACAGAACGCUGCAGUACUGCAGAAGCUGUCCGUGCGUGAUUUCAAUCAGAUGCGCUGCGCCGUCGAUUCGGCAAAGCCGCAACAUGUGCAGCUGUUCAAAGAUAUUUCCGUUGCGGACAUUUGUCCCACUGAAAUAGGUUUGGUCAUCGCUUUCGGCAUCAUCAUAGCACUGCUCGGUCUGCUAAUAGGCAUUUGUGUAGCGCUGUUUUACAAAUACAAUCAAGAAAUUAAAGUUUUCCUCUACGCGCAUAACUGGUGUCUGUGGUUCGUCACCGAAGAAGAGCUAGACAAGGACAAGAAAUACGAUGCUUUCGUUUCCUACUCACACAAAGAUGAAGCCUUCAUCGCCGACUACCUUGUGCCCGAGCUAGAGCAUGGCCCUAUACCGUUCAGGCUGUGCGUGCACGUGCGUGACUUCAUUGUUGGCGGCUGUAUACCUGAGCAGAUUGUGCGCUCGGUGGACGAAUCAAGACGCACCAUUGUAGUGCUGUCGCAGAACUUUAUCGAGUCAGUGUGGGCGCGCAUGGAAUUCCGUGCCGCACACCAGUCGGCGCUCAACGAGAAACGCAAUCGGUUGAUAGUUAUCAUCUACAGUGACAUUGAAAACAUUGAAAAUUUGGAUAGCGAACUUCAGGCUUACCUCAAGACAAACACCUACCUAAAAUGGGGUGAUCCAUACUUCUGGGACAAGUUGCGCUAUGCUAUGCCACAUCCGAGCAGAAAAGCAGGCGGCGGCGGCAGCGGCGGUGGACUGGAGAAGAGCGCAAUGAAGAGCUCAGUCGAUGAUAAGCUCGAACUGAUCAAACCAUCACCGGUAACGCCUUCACCCACUACGCCACCAGCAAUGGCGGCGAAGAAUCCCUUGAUAGCACAUUUGAAUGGUGGCACACCGCAGACGGCGAUUAUCAUACCAAAUGGUAAGAUGGCAAAUGGCAAUGCGACACAGUAUCACAUGAAUGGCAAGACACCGAAUGGACACAUCAAUGGCGCUUUCAUUAUCAAUACAAAUGCCAAGCAGAGCGAUGUAUAGAAUAGGGAGAAAGCGGAAGUGUUUCAGUUCGACGACGAUCUGUUGUUUCGAUGAGCCUGA